CGCCCCACCCCGUCCAUGCAGGACGGCCUGGACCUGGAGGUGGAGACCGACCUCCGAAUCCUGGGCUGCGAGCUGAUCCAGUCGGCCGGCAUCUUGCUGCGCCUGCCCCAGGUUAGCAUGGCGACGGCCCAGGUCCUCUUCCAGCGAUUCUUCUUCUCCAAGUCCUUCGUCAAACACAGUUUCGAGAUUGUCGCAAUGGCAUGUAUCAAUCUUGCAUCAAAAAUAGAAGAAGCACCCCGUCGUGUAAGAGAUGUGAUAAAUGUGUUCCACCAUUUGCGCCAGCUAAGAGGCAAAAGGAGUCCAACACCACUGAUACUUGAUCAAAACUACAUUAACACCAAAAACCAAGUGAUCAAGGCAGAAAGACGAAUCCUGAAGGAAUUGGGAUUUUGUGUUCAUGUAAAGCAUCCACAUAAGAUAAUUUUUAUGUACCUUCAAGUCCUUGAGUGUGAACGGAAUCAAACUCUCGUCCAGACAGCUUGGAAUUACAUGAAUGAUAGUCUCCGCACAAGUGUAUUUGUUCGGUUUAAGCCAGAGACUAUAGCCUGCGCUUGCAUCUACCUUGCAGCUAGAGCUUUGCAAAUUGUUUUGCCAAACCGUCCUCACUGGUUUGUGCUUUUUGGUGCAACAGAAGAGGAAAUCCAAGAUAUCUGCAUCACUACUUUAAAACUUUACACUCGAAAGAAGCCAAACUAUGAGCACGUGGAGAAGGAAGUAGAAAAGAGGAAGGUUGCACUACAAGAAGCUAAAUUGAAAGCUAAAGGGUUGAACCCAGAUGGAACUCCUGCCCUUUCCACACUGGGAGGCUUUUCUCCAGGUUCUAAACCAUGUUCACCCAGAGAAGUUAAAGCAGAAGACAAAACACCUGGAAUUCAGAACCCUAAGCCUAUCAAGAAGGAACCAGAAGAUCGCCAGUUGAACUCUAAUAAAAGUCCUUACAAUGGGUUGAGAAAAGAAAUAAAACAAAUUCGAAACAGUAGGAGCAUCAGUCGUUCAAGGUCUCGAACAAGAUCAAGAUCCCGUUCUCCCCGAAGGCAUUACAACAGAAGAAGCAGAUCUGGAACAUACAGUUCUCGAUCAAGGAGUAGGUCCCAUAGUCGCAGUGUGUCCCCCCGCCGACGCCACAAUCAUGCAUCACCACACAUCAAGUCAAAGCCUCAUCGUGAAGAAACAAAGAUUUCUGUUAGACAUGGUCAUAAGAGGAAGAAAUCACACAGUAGAUCACGCACCCGCAGUAAAUCCAGGGAUCGCUGUGAUCCUGUGAAGAAACGACGACAUGACAAAGAGCAUCAUCGGGAUAGACAUGAACGAUCGCGAUCUUAUGAAAGAUCCCAUAAGAGCAAGCAUCAUAGCAGUAGUCACUCAGGGCACAGCAGACAUCGUCGGUGAAUUAAAGUUAAAUUAAAAUACUGCCUAAAUGUAAUUAUGUUAAAUGUGUAGAGUAUUAACUUGUAAAUGAUGCUUUUUUUUUUAUAAGGGGUUUGUUUAAAGGGUGUUUUUGGUUUAUGUGAAGGUCAUUAAUGGAAAAACAAGGGAGAAUUUGCACACUUUCAGAAAUAUAGAAAUACUUUAUUUGACAGUGUACAGUUAACCAUGGACAAAUUUAUGUAUGCUGAGUUUUCCUCUGUUCUACAGAAUUUGAAGGGAGGUUGCUGUAGAAAUGUACCUUAUUUUUAUACAAUGAAAAUGGACACUGGUAUAUUUAAGUACAAGUUCAUUUGUUAAAACUGUGGUGAUUACUUUGUUAGACUUUUUUUUAGUCUGCAUGUGGUCAUUUUUACAGAAUAAAAGCAAAAAAAAGUU
Pristis pectinata (smalltooth sawfish) is the source of this 1803-nucleotide messenger RNA. RefSeq names its product cyclin L1a (gene ccnl1a). The record is from RefSeq and is a predicted model, not a curated record. Gene Ontology annotation, molecular function: cyclin-dependent protein serine/threonine kinase regulator activity. Lineage: Eukaryota; Metazoa; Chordata; Chondrichthyes; Rhinopristiformes; Pristidae. Gene Ontology annotation, biological process: regulation of transcription by RNA polymerase II. Gene Ontology annotation, cellular component: nucleus.